AUGAAAGGUUUGAUAAAGUGCUGCUGGAUUAGUGCCUGGCUGGUCGUUCUGAUUAGUAUUGAUUUUGUGUGGGCUGAAUCGCCGGCCUUGCCAGAUAAGCAAGAGUUAGACCCACGCAUUCGCUGCUUGGAUGCCAGACCUGAGUGUUUCGACCCCGUUAGUAUUGAGAAGCACAGACUAUACCUAGAGAAGCCUGUGCCGAAGAUUGUCCAUCUGAUCUGGUUUGGCAAGCGAGACCGACUGGACCGGCUGGGAACUUUGCCUAGAUGGCUGGAGUACUGUCAAAAGUUCAAAUGGAAGUACAUGUUUUGGUCUGAGAGCAGCGAAGAGGCCUACAAACGGUUUGCCAAGCCGCGCAAUGUUGCCCUAAUUCGCCAUCUUUUGAACCGGAGAAUCUUCUGUGCAGCCUCUGAUGUUUUGCGAUACGAGAUUCUCAAGGAGUAUGGUGGGCUUUAUGUGGAUUGUGAUAUGCAGCCACCUACUUACUGUGGCGAGCUGGUUUCCCUCUUUGAAUGCUUCCCCGAUACAGGUCUUUCGGUCGUCACCGAGAAUACUAUGCGCAAUACUGGAACAAUAGGCCUCUUUGUCGCUAAUCCGUUUAUUUUCACGCCUAAACAAGACCCCCGCAUCAAAGCGGCGGUUAACCAAAUCUACCAAAACUAUAUGUCCUUUACUGCCGCCACACAUACCAACAAUCCUUCAUACAUCACCGGGCCAUUCUUCUUUAACAGUGUCUUGUUUGGGCCGUUUAACACCUUUUCCGCUCGUUAUUGCCACUACUGGAAUAUUUGGGCCCGAAUCCCUCAGCCGUUGAAACAAACAGCUAACCCGGCCACUAAAUCAGCUAGUGCACUGCUAUUAGCCCAGAUCUGCACUGAUUAG
Nematocida homosporus is the source of this 882-nucleotide messenger RNA. RefSeq lists its product as uncharacterized. Gene Ontology annotation, molecular function: glycosyltransferase activity. The transcript has a single exon. The record is from RefSeq and is a predicted model, not a curated record. Lineage: Eukaryota; Fungi; Microsporidia. Bases 1 to 882 code for a protein of 293 amino acids.